Molecule: messenger RNA, 2898 nt
Organism: Guyanagaster necrorhizus
Lineage: Eukaryota; Fungi; Basidiomycota; Agaricomycetes; Agaricales; Physalacriaceae
Product: NRPS-like enzyme
Exons: 19
Coding region: 1-2898 (965 amino acids)
Biological process (GO): biosynthetic process
Source: RefSeq, a predicted model, not a curated record
AUGUCACUACCAGCUCCCCAAGGCGUUUCCUCUCCAACCUUCAAGGCUCCUCCGCUCGAUGGGUCACUGGCAUUUCCAGAAUUACUCGACUACAAUGCUAUUCAUAGCGCUAAGCACACACUGUUUCGUUACGAUGACCUUGACAAUGGCGGAUUUCGUACCAUCUCCUGGGAAGAAGGUGUCGCCGCCGUCCACACCGCCGGACACUACUUCAAGAAAUUUAUCCAGGGCGAAGCUCCCAUCACCAUCGCUAUUUUAGCUAAUACCAAUUCGAUCACUUACUUCGCGGUAAUCACUGGCUUGAUGCGUCUCGGGUUCAUUCCUUUCCCUAUCUCAACUCGUAACUCUGCAGCCGCCGUUGCCCAUUUGAUCAAGUCCACGGACUCUAGGCAUUUAAUUGUUAGCCGGGAUCCCUCUUUGCAGAAAGUGGCGGACACGGUCUGUCAUCAAUUCUGGGAGGCUGAAGGUGGCGAUAAGAUAACGACCAUACCAAUGCCCUGCUUUAAUGAUCUCUUUUCUACAAAGCCUGGGAGAUACGAACCCCUUCCUUCUGUGCACCCUGAUUGGUCACAAACGGCGUUCAUUAUGCAUUCAUCGGGGACAACGCGCUUUCCUAGUCCUAUCUAUGCCACGCACAAGCACUUGCUGCACCAUGCUGUGAGACCAUAUUAUGGAGAUGUGGACCUAUGUGGACAAGUGUAUGGAUCCCAGUCAGCUGCUAUGUACCAUGUAAUGGGCUUUAUUUCUAUCACGAAUUCCACCGCAACAGGUUCUAUUAUGGCUUGCUUCCCGCCGGUAGAGCCACCUGUGAAACCGACAGCUGAACAUGUUUUAUCAAGUAUAAUUAAUACCGGAACGACAAUAGUCGCCACCAUUCCUUCGUUUUUGGUGGAAUGGGCCAGGAACCCACAGGCUGUCGAGGCUCUGAAAGCUACCACCGCAGUUGCUUAUGCUAGCGGUCCUCUAGAGAAGGAAGCCGGUGAUACUCUCGUUGCAAAUGAUAUCUUGUUACUCUCUGUCUAUGGACUUACUGAAUCUACAGUAUCUCUGGUCUUGCCUAACAGUAUUCCAGUCGAAGGAUGGGAGUGGAUGAAAGUGGCGAGAAAUGUCGAUGUCGCUUUUGUACCAACAGAUGAGCAGGAUGUUUACCGUCUGUACGUCAAGGACGGUCCGUUACACUCGCCUGCGGUCCUGGACACCGAAAUUGAUGGAGUAAAAGCCUUCGACACUAAGGACUUGGUACAACUACAUCCUUCGAACCGGAAAUUAUUCAAGGUCUAUGGGCGUGCCGAUGAACAAAUUAUGCAUAGCACAGGGGAGAAAACAAACCCUGUCCCCAUCGAGGCUGGCCUAGUCCUGGAUAAGCAUAUAGCGGCAGCUAUGAUGUUUGGUCGUGCCAAAUUCCAGCCGGGCGUCCUCAUUUUGCCCACUCCAGAGGAAACAUUUGAUCCGAAUGAUACCACGCGACUUGCGGAAUACCGAACUAGCAUCUGGGAUACUAUCACGAAAGCCAAUGAGCAGGCACCUCAGCAUUCUCGGAUCUACAAGGAGAUGAUCAUCGUUGCAAACCCGGCAAAGCCUUUCGAGUUCACUGUAAAAGGAUCUCUUCGACGUAAGGCGGUCUUAAAAGCGUACGAGCAAGAAAUUGAGUCUUUAUACAAGACUGUCGAUGAAGCGUCAGAGACGGACAUCGUUAUUCCGCGGCUAUGGACUUUGAAGAAUGUCGUGACCAUGGUUAGGGACAUCGUCACCGCAGUCUUCCAACAGAAUAUUGGCGACACCGAUAAUAUUUUCUUAGCAGGAGGUGAUAGCCUUACCGCAACGUCCAUCCGAAACUCAGUUCUUCGGGCGAUUCGUAAGUCCAAAGUAGUACCAGUCGCCGUCAUCAGAGCUCUACCGCAUAAUUUUGUCUUUGAUCUUCCUUCUAUCGCCGCUAUGAGCGCUUUCAUCCACGGAAUCGUAGUUGGUGCAUGCGCUGCCUUAGGAGCUGGACCGGCUACCCGAAAUGACGAGGCCGAUGAGGAAGGAUAUCCCGAAAUCGAUUCUGUCCCUGACUUGGGCCGAAGCCUAGUCAAGUUACGAGAACGUGGAGGCGAGCCGCCUUUGAUUAUGCUCCAUGGCGCUGGAGGAUUGUAUUUCGAAUACGUAUUUUUAGCUGAAAAGUUCAGGACGGCAGUUUGGACCAUGACCGUGACGCCCGAUACUCCUUUGACUUCCCUACGCGAGAUGGCCGCUUUUUAUUUCGCCAAGAUCAAAGCGGAACGGCCCACAGGUCCCUACCGUUUGGCGUCGUACUCGGCAUCGAGCGUUCUCCUCGUUGUGCUUACUAAACUGUUUGAGGGCAAUGGAGAUGAGGUUGUUCAGGCCGUCAUACUCGAUCACUUUCCGGCGAUGUUCAUGUACUCGGCGAACAAGUUUGGGAACCCGGACCCGAGGGUGGCAGAGAACAUCAAGAUGAUGCUCGACGCGGGAAUGUCUGCGAUUGGGGACAUGAUGGACCGGGACGCGCAUGGAAGCACCCUCCGGCGUUCGAAGAACCUUCUUCUCGAAGCCUGGAACGGUGGCCCAGCCAAUGAGAUCUCAAGAAAAUCAGUCGGUACCAUAAAGGCAUACCUCACUGCCAUCGCCGAGUUUGUCUACGAUUUGACUACAGACGAGACUGGCGCGGCUUCGAUGGAGUUGAUGGCUCAGUGGAUGAGGACUAUAAAGGCGCCGAUAACGGUGGUUGUUGCUGCGGAAGGGUCGGUGAAGAGCGUAGCUGAAGAAGAUAGGGAGAUGUGGGCGGACUUGGGCACAAAGCGGUUUCUUCCCGACGCGCGGGUUGUUUUUGUCAAGGGGGGUCACUAUGAGUUCUUAACAGACGACAGUGUUAUACGGCUGCUGCAAGAAGGUUACUGA